CUCUUUCUUAUCCACGUACUAUUUUUUUUUUUCUGAAAGAUCUACGAUUUGUUUUUAUAUCUUCUUUUUUUUUGAUCCUUAUCUUUUACUGAACAUAUAUCUAUCUAUAAAACUUCAAUAUAACAAUGGUGAUGGAAGCUUCUAUGAUUGUGGUGGAUAAUUCAGAAUGGAUGCGUAACGGUGACUAUACUCCUACUAGGUUGGUAGCUCAAAACGAAGCUGUAAAUCUUAUAUUUAAUGCUAAAACACAAUCCAAUCCUGAAAACACUGUUGGUUUGAUGACCAUGGCUGGAAAGAGCCCAGAGGUUUUGGUGACUUUGACUUCGGAUGUUGGCAAGAUCCUCUCGGCUUUGCAUAGUAUUAAAUCUAAUGGAAAAAGUGAUUUUUUGACCAGUGUGCAGAUUGCUCAGCUUGCAUUGAAACAUCGACAAAAUAGAAAUCAACGUCAACGAGUGAUUGUUUUUGUUGGAAGUCCUGUGGAAACUGAUGAACGAACCUUAGUACGACUAGCAAAGAAACUCAAAAAGAAUAACGUGGCUAUUGAUAUCAUCAACUUUGGCGAAGAAGCAGAAAACACCCCCAAAUUGGAAGCAUUUAUCAAUAAUGUCAACAACAGUGAUAACAGUCAUUUGGUAUCUAUUCCCCCUGGUCCUCAUAUCUUGAGUGAUAUGUUAAUGUCCACUCCUAUUAUCUCUGGUGAAGAUGGUGCUCCUGGUGGUUUCGCUACUGGUGGUGAGGGCUUUGAAUUUGGUAUUGAUCCCAAUCUCGACCCUGAAUUGGCCUUGGCUUUACGUAUUUCACUUGAAGAAGAAAAAGCUCGUCAAGAAGCUGCUUCAAAGAAAGAAUCAAGUAAUGGAGAACCAUCAAAAGCAGCUGGGUCAAGUGAUGCUAUGGCAGUGGAUUCAUCAUCAUCUCAACAACAACAAUCACAACAAGAAGAUAUCAGUCCAGAAGAUGCGGAAUUACAAGCUGCUUUGGCCUUGUCAAUGAACCAAUCACAGGUGGAGGACGAAGAUGUAGAUAUGGAUGAGAUGGAUGAAGAUGAAGAACUUCAACGUGCCUUGGAAAUGUCCAUGAAUGAUAAUAAUGGUGAAGCCAAUCAAGAAAUGAUGUCAGCAGUACUUGGAUCAUUACCAGGUGUGGAUGCAAACGAUGCUCGUAUUCAAAAAGCUUUGGAAGAUAUGAAGGAAAAGAAGAAGGAUGAUAAGGAUGAUAAAUAAAUAAAUAAACGUUUGAUAUUUUUAUAUACAUUUUA
Halteromyces radiatus is the source of this 1255-nucleotide messenger RNA. RefSeq lists its product as uncharacterized. Gene Ontology annotation, molecular function: polyubiquitin modification-dependent protein binding. The record is from RefSeq and is a predicted model, not a curated record. The transcript has 6 exons. Lineage: Eukaryota; Fungi; Mucoromycota; Mucoromycetes; Mucorales; Cunninghamellaceae. Gene Ontology annotation, biological process: proteasome-mediated ubiquitin-dependent protein catabolic process. Gene Ontology annotation, cellular component: nucleus; proteasome regulatory particle, base subcomplex; cytosol. Bases 126 to 1220 code for a protein of 364 amino acids.